AUGGCUUCAUCAUCUUCGAACAACAUUGACCUUUCCGGGCCCACAUACUGCGUGCUGAGUGGAGCUUCCCAGGGCAUCGGUCGAGCUAUUGCUGUAGAGAUAUCAAAACUCCUUGGUCCGAAUUCUCUGAUGCUGCUGCUGGCACGUAACAAAGCGGAACUGGCCGUAACAGCAAGCCUGUGCGAAUCUGACAAGGUAAAGGUUAUAUUUAACUCCAUAGACUUGUCGAAAGCAUCCAAUGAUGAAAUGAAAGCUGUUCUGAACAAUUCGCUAGCAGGACGGAAGGUGACUGACUUCAACACCAGUCUGAUUUUCCAUAAUGUCGGGUCACUUGGAAACCUAGCUGUGGAGACUUUCCGCAUGGAGAAUAUGGAAGAACUAAGAGACUAUUAUGACCUUAAUGUUUUUAAGGUGAUUGCUAUGAACACCCAAUUUCUGAAGAUUUUUGAAGAAGUCGAAGAUAGGGUGGUUGUUGUGAACAUUACAUCUCUGUGUGCUAUCAAGCCAAUGAGCGGCAUGGCAUAUUACUGCAGUGGAAAAGCAGCUCGGGAAAUGUAUUUUAAAGUACUUGCAGAAGAAAAGAAGCGUAUUAGAAUUUUGAACUACUCCCCUGGCCCGGUAGAAACAGCUAUGAUUGAUUACGUGUUAGCAGAAACGGUGAAUGAGAAUCUCAGAGAUGUGUUCACCACAUUCAAGAAUCAGGGUACGCUUUUGAAGCCAGAGAUGACGGCUAAGAAAUGUGUGCGUGUGCUCCAAGCGGGCAAGUUCGCUCCGGGCGAACAUGUUGAUUACUUUGAUGAUGAGUAAUCUUAAUGGUUACUUUAAAUUACAAAAUAUUUAGCUGGAGUUCUUUGUAACAGUCAAAAUCAGUGCCAUUUUAAGAAGAUUAAACUUUGUUUAUGGUCACCAUUGUUACCUAAAUGUGUACCUAAAAGUAUAGUUAUUUAUUCACUGUAUGUAACAACUUUUUCUAUUUCAAUGUACCUUCAUCAAAAGCAUUAGCCAAAUAUUGCCAAGCAAAAUUAAACGUAAGGCUAUACUUAGAACUCCUUCUCAAUAUUCUAAUUUUUCUGCAAAAGUUGCCACUUUGUCCAUUGUACAUACAUCAAAAGUAUGUUUACAUCGCUGUUUAGAAAGGAGUAAGAUGCAAAAGUGUAAACAUAUCUUUAACAUUAAAAAAAUAUUUAUCAGUACGGUUUUUACUCACUAUUAUUUUUAGUCGCUUUUGGCGACAUGUUUCGGAUUCUUUGGGAAUCCAUCCUCAGGCACGAGUGUCCGCGGCGGUUGUACGUCGUGCACUGCCCGCGCCGCCCGCUUGGUCGCUCGUUGCGCACGCGCUGAUGGGGCGGGGGCGGGGGGCGCGGGGCAGUCCGCAGAUAUUUUGAAAUAUGUCUCACAAUAGUUUAAGUGCGAAUAUCUUUGACAUUGUUUGUAAAAGGGUCAAUUCACAUUCAAAAGUGGCACUUUUGGCAGAAUACACGAGAUUUUCUUCAGCUCUCUAGUGAUAUGUAGCUUUCUUACUAAUCAUUCGCUAACAUUUAGAUUGUCCUAUCUAACUACAUAUCUUAUUAGAUCUGACUUAGUAUGUACCAUGUAAGUGAUAUCUCUAGUUCCUAGUUUGAGAGUUUAUUAUAUGUAUUAUGUAGCUGCCAAAUAACAAUCUAUAAUAUUUUUAACUAUUCAAUAUUUUCUUUGCUUUCUUUAUGUAAUUUCUAAUUUUUGAUCACACCUAGGUAAGUACCUAUACGGUCAAUAAAACAUUUUGUACUGCAAAAUCAUUUUUACUUGUGAGGUAAAUAUUUUAUUGUUAGUAAAUUCAAUAUUUAUUGUAAAUCAAAUGUUUUAGUGAGAAAAACAACGCAUAUACUUAAAUAGAUAUUAGUUAAGUUUUCAAAAUGGUUAUGGCAGCUACACUUAAUAAAAAAUCUUUUUUUUGUUAAAUUUAUUCAUGUUACAUUAGAAUUUUAUUUUGUUAAACUCUGGUUCUAUAACACUUAGGUAAUAAAUAGGGUAUCUAUGACAAUAUUGUGUAUGUCUGUAAAAUACUAUAGGCUAACCGACUUAAAUUGUUUUAUAUAGUUUUUGUUAAAUCAAAUGUACUUAAAAUCAAUUUUCAUUUACAUUCAGUGGUAUGUUAAGUCAAAUGUCAAUAUUUUUUUUCAUUAUUUUUGCACAAAAAAAGAUAUUUUAUUUUUCCGAAAAAGCGGCAAUUUUAGCCAUUAAUAAAAUUAAUUAGUUUAUAAAGCCUGCUACAUUUUAAUUGCAUUACUUAUUAUGUAAGCAGCACAGCACAUAGUUAAUGAUCAAAUUAAUGAAUGACAGUUAGCUUCACUAAUUUCCAUUUAAAAAAAAAGUCAGCAUAUAUUUAAAUCGGUUAGUGUAUAAGCCUAUUCAGAUAUUUUGGUGUAAUACUUAAUGACACAUUCCAUAUCAUAGUUAUAAAUUAUAAUGCCUCAGGAAUUUUAUUUAAAAAAAAAGGUCUCAACUGCCCAGACGGUGCAAUUGUUAUUUAACCUUUUCGACGCCGUGUCAAACACAAAAUCUGUCACUCGGACGCCACGUCACCGAAGUGUCAAAACUGAAAUUGAACUUUAUGCACAUGCACGUAGGUCUAUGUUGCUAUGUGGUCUGUGACGGAUUAAUCAGUCUUUGGCGUUGGACCUACGGUGCCGAUAUAUCCGUCGUUGGCGUCCAAAAGGUUAAACGUCAUAAUCUCAUAGAAGUUUGACGUUUGAAAUAACACUUGCAGCGUCUGAGCUAUCAAUAUCGCUGCCAGCUUAGCUUGGUCUACCUCUAGCUAAUUUGAUUCUUAUGCUAGUUGGAAAAGAGUUGCAAUUCCUUGGGACCUUUUAAUAUUUUCUCGAAACAUGCCAAGGUUAUACAAAAUUUAAUGAAAUUGUCGUUUUCAUGUAACCUUAAGUGUAUUUUAUGAAUGCAAUUCAUAUAAUAAAUGCUUGAAUCGAA
This is a messenger RNA of Cydia strobilella, 2964 nucleotides long. It is a transcript of the gene Sptr, whose product is annotated as sepiapterin reductase. The transcript has a single exon. Gene Ontology annotation, biological process: tetrahydrobiopterin biosynthetic process. The record is from RefSeq and is a predicted model, not a curated record. NCBI's taxonomy places the organism in Eukaryota, Metazoa, Arthropoda, Insecta, Lepidoptera, Tortricidae. Bases 1 to 807 code for a protein of 268 amino acids. Gene Ontology annotation, molecular function: sepiapterin reductase (NADP+) activity.